This is a messenger RNA of Aspergillus nidulans FGSC A4, 4302 nucleotides long. RefSeq lists its product as uncharacterized. Lineage: Eukaryota; Fungi; Ascomycota; Eurotiomycetes; Eurotiales; Aspergillaceae. Gene Ontology annotation, molecular function: nucleotidyltransferase activity; transferase activity; DNA-directed DNA polymerase activity. The transcript is spliced from 10 exons. Gene Ontology annotation, biological process: chromatin remodeling; RNA-templated DNA biosynthetic process; DNA biosynthetic process. The record is from RefSeq and is a predicted model, not a curated record. Bases 1 to 4131 code for a protein of 1376 amino acids.
AUGACAAUCGUGGGACUCAUAAAGGGCGUUCUGCUCUGGCGGAAGAUCCAGCCAUGCUUUCCCAUAUUUCCACACACAACCUGGGUUUCUGAACUCGAUUCCACUCCAGUGACGAAAACCCAGGGUUCGGCUAGUUAUACGAAAAGAUGCUGUUAUGGGUCCUUUGCCUAUACAAGGACCUUAGACCUUAGUGACUCGGCCAAGGCCUGCGCUGUCCUGAAGGCGGUGAGCCACCUACAAGACUUCCUCACAACAACAAUCCUUCUUUCUCCUUUCUUCUUUAGCGAUUCCUUCCUUAUGAGGAGACCUUUUACUAUGACAAUGGAAGAAGAAAGUGUCACAUUGUUGCUACAGCAGCUCCAGGAGCUCCGUACGGAGAUGCGGACUCAGAAACAACAGCUCCAAGAAGAGAAUAACAGCUUACGGGCGGAACUACAGGCCGUACGGAACUCGCAGCUGAGAAACCAUCCACCAGUUACUACUACAGUUACAUCUGCAACGCCCACCCCCUACGAACGAAGCUAUCCCCGUCCUCGUCACCCGGAUGUCGAACCCUUUACUGGAGAAGACCCUAAGGACUACCCUCCUUUCCAGAUGAACCUUCUUUACUAUGCCUACAGCCGCAUGAGAGGAAAAGCCAGCCAGCGUGUGCUACCAUGGCUCUUGGCUCGCCAGAAAUCUGAGACUCCUGUGCUAUGGGCAGAAUUCUCCGCGGUACUAGACAAGGCCUUCGGUGACCCUGACCGACAGAGAAAGGCUCUUGUACGAGUGAAUACAAUAAAGCAAGGGAGACGUGACUUUGAAGAGUUCUUGAAUGAAUUUGACGAAGAACUUCUUAAUGCUGGAGGGAUUAAUUGGGAUGAUAACCAGAAGAAGGCCUUGUUGGACACGGCAAUUAAUGUUGAGUUGCUAAAAGCCAUGGGUUGGCUUACACGAAAAGGAUCUCACGCCGCUGUCCCCAUGCAUGUCGCUCGUACAAGACCAGCAGGAGGCUCUGACCGGACCGGAACCCCUGAUCAAAUGGACUGGGAAGCCACCCAUGCUCAAAUUGCAGCCCUACAAAAGGAAGUUGCGGCCCUCCGUAUGAAAGGGACCAGGACCCCAAGAAAAGCUAGUCAGGCGCCUGCAGAGGAGAAGCAAAAGAGGUUGUCCGAGGGCAAAUGCCUACGCUGCGGCGAUCCUGACCACUUCGUUCAGCUAGACAUCGGGGCGCAUACAGAAAAAGGAGCCUACUUCUAUGUGAUACCCGAUAACCUGGGCUAUGACCUGAUCUUGGGACUCCCCUGGCUGGAGCAACAUGAUGGAAGGUUAGAGGCUAAGAGGGGCAGGCUGUACCUCCGUACUACUGGAGUCCGUCUAUGGAGUACUACAAAGAGGCCCUUACCGAAGCUGGACAUAGCACAGAUAUCAGCUGCAACCAUGGGAGGAUUUAUACAAAGGAAAAGGUGCCAUGGCCAAGAUAUCGAGAUAUUUGCGGUCUCAUUGGCAGAUAUACAGAAGGCACUGGCCCCAAAGAGACAUAUUGACCCCCGUACGAAGCUACCAAGGCAAUACUGGAAAUACCUAAGGCUCUUCGAACAAGACAAAGCUGAAGAACUACCACCGCACCGGGGAGAUGGGAUUGAUCACAAAAUCGAGCUCGUACGGGAGGAGAGUGGGAAGGAUCCUGAAGUCCCCUGGGGCCCCCUUUACAACAUGACCCAGGAAGAACUAAUAGUCCUCCGGAAAACACUCUCUGAACUACUACAGAAAGGCUUUAUCCGCGUGAGCCAUUCCCCAGCUGCAGCCCCAGUACUCUUUGUACGAAAACCAGGAGGAGGACUGCGGUUCUGCGUCGACUACCGUGCUCUAAAUGCCAUUACCAAGAAGGACCGCUAUCCAUUGCCCCUGAUCCAUGAGACACUGAACCAAAUUGGACAAGCCAGAUGGUUUACUAAGCUGGAUGUGUCUGCUGCCUUCCACAAGAUCCGCAUAGCCAAAGGCCAGGAAUGGAUGACUGCCUUCCGUACGAGAUACGGGCUCUUUGAAUGGCUAGUCACCCCUUUUGGGUUGGCUAACGCACCGAGUACCUUCCAAAAAUACAUCAACUGGACCCUCCGGGAAUAUCUAGAUGAAUUCUGCUCAGCCUAUAUUGACGAUGUGCUUGUCUAUACCAAUGGGGACCUCCGCCAGCACCGGAAGCACGUACGAAUGGUCUUGAAGAAACUGGAAGAAGCAGGCCUAUAUUUGGAUAUUAAGAAGUGCGAAUUUGAGUGCAAGGAGACAAAGUACUUGGGCUUUAUAAUACAGGCAGGGAAGGGAAUCAAAAUGGACCCGGAGAAGGUGAAAGCAAUAAAGGAAUGGGAAACCCCUACUACUAUAAAGGGCGUCCGAGGAUUCCUGGGCUUUGCCAACUUCUACCGAAGGUUCAUCCCUAACUUCUCAGGGAUCAAAGGAACACCCUUCUUGUGGACUAAGGAGUGCCAGGAUAGCUUUGAUCUGCUUAAGGAAAAGUUCAUUACUGGACCUGUCCUAGCAACCUUCAACCCUUCCUACCGUACGGUAGUAGAGACCGACUCCUCAGGUUAUAAUACAGGAGGAGUUCUCUCUCAAUAUAAUGAAAAAGGGGAAUUGCACCCAUGUGCCUACUUCUCUAAAAGGAAUUCCCCAGCUGAAUGCAACUACGAGAUCUAUGACAAGGAGCUACUUGCAAUUGUACGAUGUCUUGAAGCCUGGGAUGCUGAACUGCGCUCAUGUGGAGAAUUCCAAGUUAUUACCGACCACAAGAACCUGGAGUACUUCUUCUCCCCAAGGAAACUGACAGAGCGGCACGUACGAUGGUCCUUAUUUCUCAGCCGGUUCAACUUCAAGUUAGUAUAUAGGAAAGGGUCAGCCAAUCAGAGAGCUGAUGCACUUUCACGGAGAGACCAAGACAUGCCUGAUGAUAAAGAUGACAGGGUCAAGUCUCGUACGAUGCAACUCUUUAGUAAAAAACACUUGGGAAAAAUGGUAGUUGCCACCCUUCAACCAACCGGAGAGCCACCACGCGAGCCGUGUGAGAAAGGUGACAUGUGGAAAGAGGCACUCAAGCAGGAUAAAGGGUACAAUGGGGCAAUACAGUGCCUGAAGGAUGGAGCAAGGAAAUUUCCCCCACAUCUACAGUUGAAAGUGGGAACCUCGGAAUGCCAAUUAGACGCCCAAGGCUAUAUCCUCUUCCGCGGAAGGAGGUGGGUACCUGGGAGUGAACAGCUCCGUACAAAUAUAAUUCAAGCUGCGCACGACUCUAUGUUGACAGGACAUCCUGGCCGGGAGCAAACAUAUAUGCUGGUUAGCCGGAUUAACCGCCGACUAUCUACAGCCCAUCACCCCCAGACUGAUGGAUCAACAGAGAGGAUGAACAGUACAGUGGAGACCUACCUCCGCAUCUAUACCUGCUAUGACCAGAGGGACUGGAACAGGUUACUCCCACUUGCAGAGCUAGCAAUUAAUGGCCCCCUACCCGAGGAGGUAGAGCAACUAGCCGAAGAACCAGCCAAGAGUCCUAUCCAGAAAGGGGAAGCUAUUGUACGGAAAGUUAAGGAAGCCCUAGACUGGGCUCAAGCCUCCAUGGCCUAUUCCCAACAGAAUGCAGAGAAUCAGGCUAAUAAACACAGGAGCCCGGCCACAAACUACCAAGUGGGAGAUAAGGUCUGGCUAAGUCUGAAGAACAUCUGUACGGACCGACCCAGCAAGAAACUGGACUGGAAGAACGCCAAGUACGAGGUUAUAGGCCUGGUGGGCAGCCAUGCUGUACGGCUGAAUACACCCCCAGGGAUCCAUCCAGUCUUCCAUGUGGACCUGCUUCGGCUGGCUUCAUCAGAUCCACUUCCUUCCCAGAAGAAUGAUGAUACCCAGCCCCCUGGCAUCAUUGUGAACGGCGAGAAAGAAUACAUGGUAGAGAAAAUCCUGGACGAACGUCCCAGGAGAUACGGGAGAGGUCACCGGCUGGAAUACCUAGUGAAAUGGUCAGGCUAUGCUCGGCCAACCUGGGAAGCUGCCACAGCUUUGGAGGAAGCACAAGCUCUGGAUGAGUGGCUGGAUCGUACAAAACAGUAUAGACUUCAGGACGGCUCACUAAACAGAGAUGCAUACAUAAAGGCUAAAGCGACAUGACCUACCCCUAUGACCUGUACUUCCUACAUGAAGAAAGGGGGGGGGGUACUGUUAUGGGUCCUUUGCCUAUACAAGGACCUUAGACCUUAGUGACUCGGCCAAGGCCUGCGCUGUCCUGAAGGCGGUGAGCCACCUACAAGACUUCCUCACAACAACAAUCCUUCUUUCUCC